Messenger RNA from Psammomys obesus (fat sand rat), 2677 nucleotides. It is a transcript of the gene Meak7, whose product is annotated as MTOR associated protein, eak-7 homolog. The record is from RefSeq and is a predicted model, not a curated record. NCBI's taxonomy places the organism in Eukaryota, Metazoa, Chordata, Mammalia, Rodentia, Muridae. The transcript is spliced from 8 exons. Gene Ontology annotation, biological process: TOR signaling. The coding region runs from base 75 to 1463 and encodes 462 amino acids.
CUUGCUGCCCUGGACGCACCGGAAGAAGCUCGGUCCCUGUAGGCUGUAGCGGAGAGUUCCACCAAGCAGGCAAGAUGGGGAAUGCUAAGAGCCAUUCGAGUCCGAAGACGUGCUCAAGGUUCUUGCCUGAGGAGCAGGCUGAGGUGGACAGGCUGUUUGACACCCUGUCAUCUAAUAAAGGCAGCUCGGCAACAGGAACAUUCUCUCUGGAGGCACUGAAGAGCCAUGUCAAGGAGGAUCUCCCCCAGGCGAUGGUCACCAGACUAUAUAACGGCAUGUGGAGGGUCAAAACGACCCAGAAGGCACACGGGAGCCAGGGGAGCCAGGGGAGCCAGGGGAAUGUUUCCCGGGAGCAGUUCACAGAGUUCCUGUCCCAUCUGUUGAAAGGCAGCUUCGAGGAGAAGGGCCAUAUGGUUAUCCAAAUGCUCUCAGCUACAGAGAGUACUGUGAAGGCCAGGGACAUCCUGAAGUUCACAGAGGACCUGGUGGCCUCUUUGGUGCAUGUGCUGAUCCACUGGCCUGAGCUUCGAGGCUGGACUUGGAAGAAAUCCACGGUGUGCCCCGAAAGCAUGCAGGCCAUGGCUGCCCAGCUGCUCUCAGAGAUGAAGUUUCAAGAUGGCCACAAGUUUCUGGGCCCUCAGUUCCUGGACCAGGUCUGCGACCAAGCCAUGAUCCAGGACUGGGUGUUCCACGUGCCCCACAUGGGCAUGUUUCUGAGUGUGGUCGUCCACAGGGGCCUUCGCCUCCUGAGCUCAUCCUUUGACCUCUCCACACUGGUCCCCGAGUGCCACGUGGACCGAGGGAGGCCGUUUGAGAGCAUUCUGGACAUGCUGGCCGUCAUCUACCUCAACUCCCACCUGGAGGCCGAGCACCGGCACGUCUGGCGCCUGCUGUUCUCCACACAGCUCCACGGGCAGAGCUUCUCCCAGCUGUGCAGCCAUAUCACGCACCAGGGGCCCUGCCUGCUCGUCCUCAAGGACAAGGACGGCUACGUCUUCGGUGGCUUCGCCUCCUGCUCUUGGGAGCUUAAGCCUCAGUUCCAAGGGGACAGCAAGUGUUUCCUGUUCUCCGUCUUCCCCAGCAUGGCCACGUACAUGCACACGGGUUACAAUGACCACUUUAUGUACUUGAAUCAGGGUCAGCAGACCAUGCCCAACGGACUGGGCAUGGGCGGGCAGCACUAUUACUUUGGGCUUUGGGUGGCCGCCGACUUCGGGAAAGGACACAGCAAGGCCAAGCCUGCAUGCACCACCUACAACAGUCCACAGCUGUCUGCCCAGGAGGAAUUCCAGUUUGACAAGAUGGAGGUGUGGGGACUUGGCAACCUCCCAGAGACCCAUCUGGCCAAGAACAAGAAGAGCAUCCUCGACUCAAAUCCUGAUGCCCGGGCCAUGCUGGAGGCCAGUGGACGGACCCGCCACAGUGAGGGACUGCGGGAAAUCCAUGAUGAUGGUGAUGACUGAAGCUCCUGGACAGUGGACUUCCUGGAGCAGGAGCAGGGACUCCCCCAGGGAUGCACACAGCACCCAGGUUCCUCACUGCUGGGCCAAGCGGAGCUCUCCAGACCAUCCGCCCUCACUCUGGCUUAGCCUUAACUCAGAGCCACAUGGUCACACCCAAGGCCAUCAUGGACAUACUUAAUCCGAACACAGCCAUGCCAAGAAAAAUCCCUCUGAAGCCAUAAUUGAUGGGUGUCGCCCCCCAGGGACCCUGAGUGUAGGUUAGAACCUUGGCCUUAUACUUUUUUUUUUUUUUUUUUUUGUCGUCAAUGGCAUCUUAAUUCAAAGUGGACAGUUGUAGACUUUAAGAUGGACUCCAGCAAUCCUGAAAGACUGAAGAUUACUCAGGCGGGCAGCUGCCCAUCACACCUUGAGCCAUCACUGUCCAGUUUCAUCCACUCCAAAGAGCUGUGAGCCUCUCUGUGAGACCUCUACCUCUUCCGUUGUUUGCCUUUUGCUGUAAAUGUCAACCUUUAUAGAUCUGAUAAAGGUUCUACCUUUGAUGAUACAGCUUGUUCCAAUUAACAGCCAUAGUACAGCUGGCUGUGUGCAUUUCUCCUAUUCUGCAUUUUUUGCCCAGGAGGCUCCUGGAAUACUCCAUGUACCAAUCUUGAGCACAGCAGAAAGGUCUGAGGCUAGCACCUUUUGAAUACCGGUGCCAUUCCUGUGCUGGAGGGCAUGUGGUGCUGACAAGAGCUGGGCCAUUUUGGUUUUCUUGGUAAGAAGCCUGUGGUCAAUGGUUUGUGGGAUAGAGACAGAAAAUACUAGAAUCUUCAGACAGUCCCACUGUAACUUCACAGAAUUAGGUCACUGUGCUGUGGAAUAGUUUUUGUUUUGUUUUUUAAGUCUGAAUCCUCAGACUUUUCUUUCUUUAAAAUAAUUUAUUUACUUUUAUUUUAUGUGCAUUAGUGUAAAGAUGUCAGAUCUCCAAGUUAUAGACAGUUAUGAGCUGCCAUGGGGGUGCUGGGAAUUGAACCCAGUCCAAUUGGAAGAGCAGACAGUGCUCUUAAUCACUGAGUCAUCUCUCCAGCCCCUUGCUUUGUUUUUUGAGACAGGGUUUCUCUGUGUAGCCCUGGCUAUCUUGGAACAUACUUUGUAGAUGAGGCUGACCUCGAACUCAGUGAUCUACUUGCCUCUGCCUCCGAGUGCUGGGAUUAAAGGCAUGCGCCACAACUGCC